AUGUUGACCGUCCGCCCGUCUCUUUCUGCCCUGGUGGCACUUUUCUUUGCCCUUUCCGUCUUGUUCGGAGCAGCUGUCGAGGGUGCGCCCCAGCGCCAGAGGAACAGAAACGGCGGAAACAGGAACGGCGGAAAUCGGAAUAAUAACGGCAACGGGAAUGGCGCAACUGAACUGACCUCGCAAGAGCGCGCAGCUCAAAUCCCCGACGGCAUUUCGGAGGCGACUGACGGCUCUACGAUCCUUGACCAGACGGUCACGGUCAAUGGCCUCGAUCUCCGCUUCAAGAUCAGCGGCCCCGCCAACCAAUUCACCACCGCUUCCGGUGUCGACGGUGGCGCUCAAGCCCCGGGCACCCAGGGUACUCUCGGCCUCAACGUCCUCCUGCACGGAGACGGAGGCCAAUCCUUCUUCGACUUCCCCAACCAAGCCAUCCAGCAGAACUUGGCCGGAGUGGUCGUCCUUGCCCCGGACCCGAACCUAUUCUGGGGCGGCGGCUCCGGUCUGGACCGCACCAACGGCGUGGCGCACGCCCAGGCCGUCAACGACCUCAUCCUCGAAGUCCUCCCCCAGGUCAUGGCUUUCGACCCUUCCAACGUCUUCUUCACCGGUGUCUCGGGAGGCGCGCUCCUCCUCUCGGGUUUCUUCAUCCCCCAGCACAUGGCGAACUUCCCCGGCACCGGUGUCCUGCUCAACUGCGCCGCCAUGGCGCCCCAGGUCAAUUUCGUCAACGGCAACGCCGUCGCCCAAUCGACCCGCAUCCACUUCCAGAGCACCACCAACGAGCUCGAGCUCUUGCAGGGAUCCAUUCCCGAGUCCAUCGUCGCCUACGAGCAGUUGGCCGUCGACGCCGGCCUGAGCAACGCCCAGAUCAACGCCCUGCAGACCGUCGACAACUCGCCCAACGGCGGGCACUGCGAGUUCGACGAGCAGGGCUUCGUCAGCGGCAUCCAGCUCAUGGCGGAUAACUUCGCCACCAUCAUGCAAGGGGCAACGGCAACGUCCGCGGCAUUGGAAACGUGCUGA
Messenger RNA from Parascedosporium putredinis, 1023 nucleotides. The record is from the annotation of a GenBank genome assembly. Lineage: Eukaryota; Fungi; Ascomycota; Sordariomycetes; Microascales; Microascaceae.